Tuber aestivum (summer truffle) is the source of this 1599-nucleotide messenger RNA. NCBI's taxonomy places the organism in Eukaryota, Fungi, Ascomycota, Pezizomycetes, Pezizales, Tuberaceae. The record is from the annotation of a GenBank genome assembly.
GGGAAAAAAUCAGAAUUAUGACCACCGCAACGACCACUAUUUCUCCCGCCGCGACAAUGUUUCUACUCCCUUCUCAUCAUCAUCAUCAUCACCAUCAUGCGCGGGUCGGGACACCCAUACCCCCGCUGGCGCCACCGCCUCAAUCUCCGGAGGAGGCGGUUGCAGAGCUUGAAGCAGAAGUCGAGCAAUUCCGCCGGCAGCUCUACCUGACACGGGGACUGUCCUAUCCCGGCCCUAAGAUGACCGCCGCAUUGCCUCGGCGGAAUACGACCGUUGCUGCUGCUCGGCAACAAUACGGCUUCGACGAGUUCCCCAGAAAGGUGAUCGGGUCGUCGCCAGUUGCUAACGCUGCUGUGAUUGCCGGCACUACUGCUACUGCUACUGCUGUUGCUUCUGCUGCUGCGGGUAUGUCUUGCUUGCUUGCUUACGUUUGAAACGGGGGAAUACAUGAGAGGAGGGAAAGAAGGAGAGGGAAAAAAAAGAGAAACAUGUCUUCCCCAUCAUCCAUCCCUUUCGAGUUGACGUCGGAAGUACUUUCUUUCCGAUAAGAUCGAUUGAUUGAACGAAUGGAGAGUGGUUGCAUGUAAUGUCAGGAGGAGGAAGGGAGAAAAUAGAGUCUUGUGAGUGCAAUGCAGCAACUAACCAGGGGGCGUUCUUGAUUCUUAAUAGCGGCUGAGCUCAAGACGGAAUUCUCGUCAUCCUCAUCACCACUGUCCUCCUCCUCAUCGACAUCGUCACUAUCCUCAUCAUUAAUUACUGCUGCUUCCGCUCAUCCAAACAGCAGUGGUGAACAUGGUGACAAUAACGCCCGUCUGCCAAAGACCUUCUCUCAGUUAAUGGAAGACCUCAUUAGAAUGCACUCGUCCACCGCCUCGCCUUCUGGUCAGAAAUAUUCUAAGGACCUGCUACAGGGGACGAUCGGGCAUCAUAAGGAUGCCAUGUUUGGCGCUGGAACUUAUUUUGGGAGCUUCACCUGAGUUUAGGUACUCUUUGCCUUUUAUUGCCCUUAUCGGGGUGGGGUAGCAAUGUGCGGGUGUUUCAUUUUACUUUUUCUCCCUGGUCUUGUUUCUCUUAUCUAUUGGUCGCUGGGUGGAUUAACUUAUCAAUGGGGCUUACCGGUAUUUCGUUUGCCUCAUUGGAUGGGAUGGUAUGGAUGGUGAGGGUCCACUGUCCCUUGGGGGUAUUUUUUUUUUACUCACCUAUCUCCCUGUUGUACCGAAGGUCUCGGACUUUUUUACAACAUUUCUUGGACCAGACGUCUCGAGCAUUUCCCCAUCCUUCUCUUCCCAUUUAAAAUUUCAUUGCGGGUGUUCCCCCCCCCCGUUGGUGGGAUUUCCUCCUUUUCUUUCUGUUAUUUUUCAUUCAAGGGGGAAGGAAAAAAAAAGUCUCUAUAGCUCCCUUGCUGAGCACUUUGUACAUGUACUGUAAUUAGCAUCAUAUCAUAACCAUCGCCGACAUACCCUACCCGCGGUAGUUGGAUUCGGUUUGAUCUGAUUAUUAUAUAUAUAUAUUAGUUUGGCACCAUCUAUCACAUAGUAGGAAUCUGGUGGAGUGGAAUCACCACCGUCAUCGCCUCCUUUUUGGGGGGGUAAAGGGAGG